Molecule: messenger RNA, 1667 nt
Organism: Phodopus roborovskii (desert hamster)
Lineage: Eukaryota; Metazoa; Chordata; Mammalia; Rodentia; Cricetidae
Gene: Dmkn
Product: dermokine
Exons: 19
Coding region: 168-1667 (499 amino acids)
Biological process (GO): cornified envelope assembly
Source: RefSeq, a predicted model, not a curated record
GUAGUGGCAAGAAGGAACACUCUGGAAAGCAGAGGAGUCUGGGAACAAAGAGAGAAGGCAGAGGUAGAGCAAGUAAGCAGAGAAAGAAAGGCAGGAGGUCCCAGAGUCCAGAAGAAGAGAGAAGGUAACAAGAAACAGAUCGGGUCUCAAAGAUCCCCAGGGGAGCGAUGAAGCUACGGGGGUCCCUGGCCUGUCUCCUGCUGACCCUAUGUCUGGGCAGCGGGGCAGCUAGCCCACUGCAGAAUGGAGGAGAGGGCGCAGGAGCAAGUGCCUCACAAGGAAUGGGAGAUGCCAUUAGCCACGGAGUUGGAGAGGCUGUGGGCGAAGGGGCUAAAGAAGCAGCCAGCUCUGGAAUCCAGGAUGCCCUUGGUCAGGGGCAUGGAGAGGAAGGUGGCUAUGCACUGAGAGGGGCCAGAGGGGAUGCUUUCGACCACAGGCUUGGGGAAGCAGCGCGAUCUCUGGGCAACGCUGGCAAUGAGGUUGGCCGACAGGCUGAGGAUGUCAUUCGACGUGGGAUAGACGCUGCCCGCAACUCCGGGUCUUGGGGGACAUCUGGAGGCCAUGGGAUGUUUGGCUCUCAAGGUGGUGUUGGAGGCCAUGGCAAUCCCGGUGGUCAAGGGACUCCCUGGGCCUCAGAAGGCAACUUUGGAACCAACUCUCUGGGAGGCUCUCUGGGUCAGGGUGGCGACGGCAGGUCCUUCAACUAUGAGGCCAAUGCUCAGGGGGCCGUGGCUCAGCCUGGCUACGGGUCAGUGAGAAGCAACAACCAAAACUCAGGGUGUACCAACCCCCCACCGUCUGGCUCCCGCGAAAGCAACUCUGGGGGAAGCAGCAGCAGUGGUGGCCAUGACAGCAGCGGUGGCAGCAAUCACGGUGGCAGCAGUGGCAAUAGUCACGGCAGCAGUGGCCACAGUGGCCACAGCAGCGGUGGCCAAGGCAGUGGUAGCCAAGGUAACGGCAGCGGCGGCGGCGGCGGCGGCAGCAGCGGCGGUUCUGGAUCCCGGGACGUGGAGACGUCUAAUUUUGAUGAAGGCUAUUCAGUCUCCAGGGGAAGUGGCUCGUCCUCGGGCAGCCGAGGCGGAAGUGGCGGUGGAAACAGACCUGAGUGUGACAACCCAGGGGAUGAUGUGCGCACAUCCGGAGGAUCUAGGAAUCAGGAAAGUAGAGAAAGCAGCCGGCUCCUUGGGGGUCCCCAUGACUACCAGGAGCAUGGGUCCAGUGGGGAUGACGGACGCAAUGAGGCUGUCAGUGGACUCAAAGCUGUGAACUCUGAUGCGUCUUCCUUGCCCUUCAACUUCGACAAUUUCUGGGAGAAUUUUAAAUCCAAGAUGGGUUUCAUUAACUGGGAUGCUAUAAACAAGGGCCGCCUCCCGCCUCCCAGCACCAGAGCUUUACUCUACUUCCGCAGACUCUGGGAGAAUUUCAAACGCAACACUCCUUUCUUCAACUGGAAACAGAUUGAGGGCUCAGAUCUGUCAUCACUGCAGAAGAGGGCAGGCGGGGCCGAUCAGUUUUCCCAGGCUGAAGCUGCAAGACAAGAGGUGUCAGCUGUCACAUCCAAGGCAAGCAACUACUAUAAUAGCCAGCAGGGGAGUCCUGGUUACAACUGGCAGUAUUAUGCCAAGACCACUGCCAAGGGAGGAGUCACACCGUCGUCCUCGGGGUGA